AUGUCGAUGAGCUCGCCCAAUUUGAACAGCAACUCGUCGUCGACAUACAAUACGCCGCAAUUGGGGGCUGGGCCCGGUGGGGCGGGCUCGUUUCCUGCAAUUGAUCCUGUCGAGCAGUCUUUCCAGCAGCUCACGAACGAGAAGCGUGGGGAGCCGGAGGAGAAGGAAGAGGAAGAGGACGACGACAACUACGUGCCAGAUCUGGCGCCCAAGACCGAUCUGCAAAGCCUGCAAAGCGGGCCCGUACCUACGCCAGCACCAGCGACAGCAAACAAAAACGACAGCGUAAGCUUCAAGCCAAGCGACAGCAUAAGUUUCGAGCCGAACGAGGCUCUGAACAAGGUGCUCGAAUCUGCGCCUCAAUCGGUACCGGGCAUCUUCGUAACGCAGGAGCAGGAGGAGCAAGAGCAAGAGCAAGAGCAAGAGCAAGAGCAAGAUACCUUUUCGGACUCUGAGCUGCCGCUGGAACCGGAACCUGGGCUGCAACUGGGCUUGAAGGGCGAGCCUGAGCCAGAAGUGGCAUCGGUUAAUGGUCACGUGACUGACCAGACGUUGGUCGAGUCCCAGUCCCAGUCCCCGGCCCUGCCCCGCGCCGCCUCGCCUCUGCCCCAUGCCACCAUCACGCACGUCCCACACCUGCCGGAGCACGAGGGCAAGCUCACCGCGAUGGAAAAGCUCAUUGCAGAGCUGGAUACCGUGACGCUCGCCAGAGAAGAGGAACAGCUCGAUAUCCCCACCACCUCGUUCAUGCCUCAGACCGUCAACAAGAAAUCUAGCGCGUACAUGUCGCGGUACGAGCCACAGAGAAUAAUCAUACCAGACUCUCCCGCGGCGGUGGGAAACUCGCACAUGUCGAUACAAAGCAACUCGACCCCAACUUUCUACAAGUUCAGAAAGGACUUGGGUCCACUCGCGCCAGAAAUGGAGGAGGAACAGCAGCACCAGGAGCAGGAACUACAGCAGGAACCACAACAGGAACACAGCUCCGUGCCUCCCCCAGCCAAGCUCAAAUUCCCCCCAGGCCAGGGCCCUUGCAGACACUGCAACAAAGAGGUCCUCCACAAGGGCAUCUACUCAAAACACGAAAACGAACUCUCCGGCCAAUGGCAUCGCGGAUGCUUCAAGUGCAUCGUAUGCGAAAAACCCUUCUCCAAAAAAGUCCCCUGCUACAUCCUCGACGACCAGCCCUACUGCCAGCUCCAUUUCCACGAGUCAAACAACUCCAUCUGCAAAGUCUGCGACGGCUUCAUCGAGGGCGAGUGUCUCGAAAACGACAAGAACGAACGCUACCACCCUUCAUGCCUCAAAUGCUACAUCUGCGACCACCCAAUAACUACAGACUACUACGUAUACAACCACAAGCACACCAUAUGCCACAACCACGACCUCGCAGAGCUCCACCGCUCCCCAAACCUCCGCGACCUCGGCAGAUCAAACACCCUCUCCAAGAGAAGAACAAGACUGAUAAACUUCGGAUAG
Molecule: messenger RNA, 1479 nt
Organism: Kluyveromyces marxianus DMKU3-1042
Lineage: Eukaryota; Fungi; Ascomycota; Saccharomycetes; Saccharomycetales; Saccharomycetaceae
Gene: PXL1
Product: Pxl1p
Exons: 1
Coding region: 1-1479 (492 amino acids)
Source: RefSeq, a predicted model, not a curated record